GUUUCUUCAAAAGUUCUGCGAGAGCUCGCGAGAGAGUGAGCGACGCCUUUAGUAGUGUAGUAGGCUGUGACUAGUGUUGGAAUAUACGAUUUUCGGCUGUCCGCGAUGUGUCAACAACGGGAUUCCGAACGACUUUAGCGCGAAGUAAACGAGGAAAAUCGGUGAAAAGUGCUUGGAAAUGUCCGGAUCCGGAUAUGGAGUUCACUUAGUUCAUGAGGACCUAUUUCGAUAUUGUCUGCUGUGGAUGUACCUUCUAGGAUUUGGUUUUAUGGCCCUAUCACUUGAACCUGGAUUCUUGGAUUUCGACAAUCUGCCAGACACAAAUUUCACGUGCGUGGGCAAAGUCAUAGGUGGCUAUUACGCAGACCUGGAGACGAAUUGCCAGAUGUUCCACGUUUGCACCAUCGGCCAAUUGGACGAACCCAUGGACAUUCGAUUUUUGUGCCUGAACGGAACAGUUUUUGAUCAGGAAACUAGAGUCUGUGAAAGGAUAGACGAAGUGGACUGUACAAAAUCUGAACAAUUUUAUAGUUUAAAUUUAGAAUUAUAUGGAAAUAGUCAACUAUCUAAUUUAGAAGAAAAUCCUGAGACUGAACAGCCCCUAAUAAUAAAAUCCACGCCUCCGUCGACGACCACGCCUACCUUGGCCCCGCCCCGCUCAUCCUCGCGCCCCGCCUACUUCACAACCGCCACGCCCACAAACAAUCCACGACAACAUCAGCAACAACAACAGCGUCUUCCCUCCCACCACUUUCCAAUCGUGGAUUCUAAUACGUCACCGGACAUUCGUUUCAACCCCGAAGAGAUCAACAUCAGCCUCAACCCCGGCUCACCGCCCAACAUAAGGACUAACCACCCCCACCCCGUGUCCUACUACAGCGAUAAGAAAGUGAUUGGUACGGGGGCGGGGCAAGUGGGAGGAGCCAGUACUGGAAAAAGUGAGAGGGGAGGGUACGAUGGGACGAGCGAGGCUGGUGACUCCUACGGGGAUGGGGAGUUUGGGGGGUACGGAAGAGUGACGCCUCGAGAUGUGAAUUUCGGGUUCAAGUUCGGUGAGUUGAGAGAGUUGAAGGAGGAGGAGGAAGAGGAAGAGGAGGAUGAGAGUGAGGACAACUACCGUUUCCAGACGCAAUUCAAGCCUAGUCGACAAUACGAAGCCCCUCCACACAACUCCUCUCCCCGUCAAUACACAUCGAGCACGUACCGAAACAACGAAUUCACCUCCCCCACCACCGCCAAAAACUACCACCACCACCAAUCGCCGUCUACAGCUACCACCACCACCGUUCGCAGCUACUACCCCUCGCCCCUCACAGCUCCUGCAGUCGAUCGGAAAAAUCAUUACGAGGAUCACAGCGAACAGAAAAGUCAGUACGCGGAUCACGGCGAGCGGAAAAGUCAGUACGAGGACAGGGGUGUGCCUCAGAGGAUAUCGUUGCCUUUGCCGACCUUGACUUUCAGUACGCCGGCGCCGUUUUCGUUGCAGCGGAGGGUGGAGCAAAAGAGGUACACUAAAGAUCACCUACCUCCACCCCGAAUUGUGAUCAGCGCCAGCGCCAGCGUGAGUGACGCCAGCGGCAGAAAGUUGAACUACUCGCUGGGUACCAUAGACACCUCCCCUCUACUCAAACAACCUCCAGCCACCUACGACGAAUACAAAGACGAGGACGUCGUUUUGGACCCCUUCUACAUCGACGUCCAAAAACUGAAAUCGGCAAAGAGAAGGAAAAGAAACGCAGAAGAAGAGAAAUUCAGCCAUUAUGAUAUCAUCAAAAAUGAUGAGGAUGCAGUCCGGGUGUUGAAGUUUCUAUUUGAUUGGUACCGGAAUGAAAAAACCAACCCUUCGAGGUUUACAACUCCUCUAACCUCGCAGAGUAUAACCGCCAUAAAUGACGAGCUGUCACCUAGAGAAGCAACAAGUGAUUCGCUGGAAAAUGACAGGCUGGACUUCAAAUCGAAGUCCAGCGAUGUUUUCAGUAAAAACAGCAAAUACAGCUUGGUCGGCCACGAAGAAGUAAGGAAAAUCAACGAUGUCCAGAAACGGUUAACAUUCCAAGGGACUGAUGAUGACGAGAAGGACGAACUUUUCAAACACGAGGAAGACUACAUCAAUGAUAACUACGAGCCUGCAGCUUACGACCAUAAGUAUGGGAACCACGGAUUCGAAUAUAACGAUGGAAAAGACUCUGAUGAAAGGUCUAUUCAUGAGUUCGUGAGGUUGAACGAGAAAGCAAAGAAUUUUUCUGUUCCUGGUGACUAUGUGGACGAUAACAUUGAGCCGAUUUACUACCGAGACCAAAUCGACGAGUACAGCAAAAUCUCCGAAGAUUUUCCAGUCGCUGACCACUCUGAAAACGAUACAAACGAACUGGAGCAGUCUGGCAACGUCGAUAUGUUCACGAGUACUACUCCAGAAACCACUAUUCCGACCACUGAAAUAGUUGAGACCACUGAAAAAUCGACCACUACCACUACCUCGAGAAGCAGAAGCAACAGAAGAAGGGGCAGGAGAAAGUAUCAAACUGAAUCGAAAGAUAAGGAAGAAAACAAGAACGCACACAUCGAGAAAUUAAUCGAGAAGCCUUACAGAGCGAAAGACGAUUACGAUUAUCUCAGAACCGUCCACAUACACACAUCCAGUCCGAAAAUAGCAACCAGCGAAACGAGAACAACACUAGAAGAGUCCGAGACGAAAUCCACAGAAACACCUGUUGCUCAUACAGAAACACCUGUCGCUUCUAAAGAAAUCCCUGUGGCUCAUACAGAAACACCUGUUGCGUCUAAAGAACCAUUUGUUGCUCAUACAGAAUCGCCUGUUACUCUCAGAGAACCAUCUGUUGCUCUAACAGAAUCACCUGCUGCUUUCAAUGAAAUACUUGUUGCUGACACAGAGUCACCUGCUCCAGUCGAAGAAAUACUCAUUGCUCAUAGAGAAUCGCCUGUUUUCUUCGAAGAAAUACCUGUUUCUGAUGAAGCACCAUCUGUCUCAUCUACAGAAAACACGAAUCCAAAGCUGCCUGACGAGGUUUUCGAUGACGUUGUCAUGAUAACAACCACUACCACUACUACAGAAUCCUCCAGAUCAAGGAGUAGUAAGAGGAGGAGGGGUAAACACAAGUACCAAGAGGAAACGUAUCAAAAGAAGUCUCAGAGGCGAAGAAAACCGCCGAAGCCUCCAGAAGCUGAAGUUGCCACUGGCCAAAAGAUUUCUAGUCUUGAGUAUAUUGGCUCAAGUCCUGGUCUGAGCCUAGAAGUUUCCACCAGGCAAAGCCCUGCUAAGAAAAAUCUGAGUUUUGAAGUUACCCCGAUGGAAAACCACUUUGACUUGUCGGUAGCGCUGGAAACGUUACCUAAGUCGAAGCCAGCUAAGAAUCGCAGGGGUAGAAUGAAGUUCCUGAAUCCAAUUGAAGACCUAACUGAACAUUUCAGGGAACCUUCAACGGAAUCUCCAGCACGAUCAACUGUUUUACCGGCAGCAACUUGGAGUCAAGAGGUAGUCCUGGGAACGCCGAAUUUAUCCUCUACGGAAUCUUCGUACCAGUUGAACGAUUCUGUGCCGAACGAAAGUUUUCCUCAAGCUACUUCCACUACUCUGCACGAAAACAGUACUUACGCUUAUUCUAAACUUUUGGAGGAAGUUUAUGCCACUGCUUUCGUGCCCACUAUCGAGUCAGUACAUAUAACGAAGAAGAAACAGUUGAAAGAUAACCUGUUGAACUCGGAAUUUCCCACAACCGAGUCUAAUCUGGAAGUGAACACGAGAAGAAAUACUGAUACGACUGAAUAUUAUACACAGAGUACCGGGGAUUUUUGGACAACAGAUUUACAUACUGUCAUUGAAGCAGUCGAGUCAUCGACCAAAAGUUCUUUUGAACCUGAUUUGUUUACACAAAUUACUGAAGGAAAAGACGAGGUUGAGAGUACCGUUGAGCCAAUGACGUCAGAAACGACAACUUUGUACAAAAAUCAUAUAUUUUCCAAAGGCAUGAACUUGGUCAGCAUAGUCGUUGAAGAAGAGUCAGCAACUGACACUACUUUAGCUCAAAGUGACUUUGAAAUGAGUACUGAAACGUUCCCAGUAACGCAAACGUCGACACAACUGGAACAUAAAGACAUAACCUCAACGGAAACACCUGUUGUUCACACACAUACACCUUUUGCUUCCACAGAAACCCCAACUACUAUUCCUCCUCCAACUCCUCUUGUUACUUCAACAUCAACUGAUAUUGAUUCGACGGAUACAUUUCCGAAAACAACCAAUUCAUUCAGAAAUCCAUCUGUUUCUUUCACAGAUAUAUCUCUCGCUUAUAGAGAUACACCUGUUGCUCAUACAGAAACACCUGUUGCAUUCACAGGACCACCUGUGGCUUCCAGAAUCCCACCUCUUGGUCAUUCAGAAACACCUGUUGUUUUUGAAAAUGCAACUGUUGCUUCUAAAAAAACAGUAACACCUAUUGUUCUCAAAGAAACACCUGUCGCUCCCAACGGAAGACAUAUUGCUUCCACAGAAACAUAUCCUGUUCGCGAAGAAAAACUUGUUGAUUCCAAAGAAAUACCUGUUUCUUCCGAAGAAACACCUGCUGCUUUCAAAAAAUCACAUGUAACAUCUACAGAACACAUUCACAGAGGAACGCCUGUUGUAUUCGAAGUGACGCCUGUUGCUUCCAAAGAAACAACUGUUACUUUCGAAGAAGCAUAUGUAACAUUCACAGAACUGCCUGUGGCUUCAGAUACACCUGUUACUCAUCCAAAAAAACCAUUGGCUUCCAAAGGAACACCUAUUGUUUCCAAAGAAACACAUGCAAUAUUCACAGAAUCAGUUGUGACUCCUAAAGAUCCACCUGUUGCUUUCGAAGAAACACUUGUUACUUCCACAGAAACACCUGUUGCUCAUACAGAAAUUCCCGUACAUGUAGAAACCACGACGAGUACCGAUUAUACGCAGAUACCGACGACUUUCGAACAAACGACCUUAUCAUCUGUCGAAGAAACGACAACAGACCAAUCAACGACGACUAAAAGACCUCAAAGAAGAAGGGGGGGAAAUCCUACUAGGAGGAAACCUACUGGAUACAGUAGGUACAAGCACAGAUUCGUCGCGGAGAAGGAAACCAGAAAAGGAAAAGAAUUUUCGACUGAUUUUCCAUUGCGGAAAAGUGUGAAUCCGACUCAGGCCGAAAGGACUUUGGUGACCACUCCUCUGUCGAGGAUGACGGUGACAGUGAGGAAACACUUUUUUUUCAAUUGUUUCGGUAAAGAGGUGGAUAAGUUUUAUGCUGACAGCAGGGACUGUCGGCUGUUUCAUUAUUGUACGCAGGGGUAUAAUGAGAAUCAGCUGUUGGACAUGAAGUUCGUUUGCGAUUUUAAUACGUUCUUCGAUGACGAAAAGUUGAUUUGUACAAAGACAAAACCGAAAAGAUGUUUGUAAAUAUAUUUUUUGUUGUUGGCUGUUGACGGAGUGUGAUUUUUUUUACUGGAAUUUCGUAUUUUUCUAAAACGUACUGGACGAGAUGAUUUCUUUGUUGUAAUUAUUGCAUAUAUUUUGUUAUGGAAUACUCAUAGAUUAAUAUAUUAAGUUAAUAAAGAAUGAAAGCCUGAAUAGGCGAGUGG
Phaedon cochleariae (mustard beetle) is the source of this 5610-nucleotide messenger RNA. The record is from the annotation of a GenBank genome assembly. Lineage: Eukaryota; Metazoa; Arthropoda; Insecta; Coleoptera; Chrysomelidae.